Coccinella septempunctata (seven-spotted ladybird) is the source of this 1154-nucleotide messenger RNA. RefSeq lists its product as uncharacterized. Bases 514 to 930 code for a protein of 138 amino acids. Lineage: Eukaryota; Metazoa; Arthropoda; Insecta; Coleoptera; Coccinellidae. The record is from RefSeq and is a predicted model, not a curated record. The transcript is spliced from 2 exons.
UGAAUUACGAACCAAUGCAGCAUGGUAUGAUCAAAAUUGAAGAAGUGAAAUCGGCUAUCGAAGAACUUCACAACUGAAAAACACAUGGACCUGAUGGUUUACAGAACUGGAUAAAGAAACUUUGGAUAAUGCAUGAAGAAUUAAUCUCCGCCAUACACGAGGUCAUGAAGUAUCCUGAAGUUUUUCCAACACAUGGCACAACAUACCAGUUAACUGAAGACCAAAGGAAUACAGAAGAUCCAUCGAAAUAUCGACAAAUCACAUACCUUCCAACACUAUAUAAAGUUAAUCAUAUCUUGCAUUUCAAACCGCAUUUACAACCAUUGUGAAGAUAAUAACAUCAUUGCUACACAACAGACAGGAUGCGCCAAAUACAGCCAAGGAUGCUAAGAACAGCUAAGAAUUGAUUCAGUUAUCUGCAAUCAAGCAUUCUCUAAACGAAGAAAUCUUUAAGGUGUUUAUGUAGACCACAAGAAAGGAUUCGAUUCCAUAUCAAGAGCGGAAUGGCUCUUGAUGAGUUCCGCCAUGUCAACAUGGCGCACUAGUCCACAGAUGAAAGCAGCAAAUAGCCCCAUCACAACUGGUCCUAUUCCAAUAAGAGGCGGAAUUUUUCAAGGAGACUCGCUGAGCCCUCUGUGUUUCUGCAUAUCCCUGAAUCCUGAAUCUUAUAGAUUGAAUUCUACGGAGUACGGAUUUGCCAUCAAGUGCGGCAGUAGGACUAUGAUGAAUCUGAAUCAUCUCUUUUACAUGGAUGAUUUCAAACAUCUUGCAUCUACUAAAAAACAAAUGCAACAGAUGCUGAAAAUGGUAGAAGAAUUCUCUGAAGAUAUAAAAAUGAAAUUCGGACUGGAAAAAUGUCGUCUUCUCAACAUAAUGAAAGGUAAAAUAGAAGACGGUACAUUCAAACUCAAGGAAGGUGCAGAAAUCUAAGCAUUAAAGGAGGGAGAUUCGUAUAAAUAUCAAGGGAUCGAACAGGCUAGAAGGAUCAAUCAGAGCAAGAUGAAGAUAGAAUUAGCUAUGGAGUUCACUAGAAAACUGAGAAGGAUAAUGAAAACAGGUCUAAACAGCAAGAAUCUGAUCAAAGCGAUUAAUACCUACGCUUGCUCAGCACUGAACUAUUCGGUAUCAUCACUUGGACCACCACUGAUUUAGCA